Messenger RNA from Mytilus trossulus (common blue mussel), 1541 nucleotides. Its product is annotated as D-aspartate oxidase-like. NCBI's taxonomy places the organism in Eukaryota, Metazoa, Mollusca, Bivalvia, Mytilida, Mytilidae. The record is from RefSeq and is a predicted model, not a curated record. Gene Ontology annotation, molecular function: FAD binding; D-amino-acid oxidase activity. Gene Ontology annotation, cellular component: cytoplasm. Gene Ontology annotation, biological process: D-amino acid catabolic process. The transcript has 11 exons. The coding region runs from base 196 to 1203 and encodes 335 amino acids.
UUAAAGGUAAAGUGAUGAUAUCAGGGCACAUAUACUUGUGUGUAAGCACGUAGCAGAUGAUCCUAUUUAGUUUGUUGACAUGUCUAGUAUUUCCACUAGCAAUAUGUAGUACAUGUUAUCUUAGAUAAGAUGAUUGACCUUAUUAGAACUAUAUAUCGGACUUCAGUACUUGCCACUCAACUGUUCAGAUAAACAAUGGCUAAUGUCGCAGUGCUCGGAGCUGGAGUAGUCGGCUUGUCAACUGCUAUAAAUAUCAAGAAAUUACUUCCUUCUGCUAGAGUAACAGUAAUAGCUGAUCGAUUCAAUAGUGAAACGACAAGUUAUGGAGCUGGAGGUCUUUUUCGUCCUACAAUGAAACAUACUCCAGGCCUUCCAGUAGAAUUACUGAGGAAAUGGGUAGCAGAUUCAUGGGAAUAUUUUUCAAACAUGACUUUAACAGAUAUGGCAGCAGAAACUGGUUGUCAGCUAGUUCCAGGCUAUUUCUUCUCAAAUGAAAUUCUGAUCAACGAAUUAUUUGGUGAGUUUGUCUAUACCUAUGCCAAAAUGACUGACACUGAACUCAAAGCAAUGAGAAUGGACAAAAAGUACAAACAUGGCUAUCAUGUUACGACAGUAAUUACCUGUUGUACGCGUUAUAUGCCUUGGUUGAUGAAUAAGUGGCUAGAGCAUGGCGGAAAAGUUGAGAGUAAAACCAUUGAAGAUUUUAGCCAGCUUGCAGGUGAAUAUGAUGUUGUUGUGAACUGUACAGGGUUAAGAAGUAAGAAAUUGAUUAAAGACGACACAGUCCAUCCACUCCGAGGACAUUUAAUCAGGGUUAAAGCUGAUUGGAUAAAAUACUGGAUGUAUACAGAGGAUGGUGCUUAUAUCAUUCCGAAUGGUGAUGUCAUUAGUAUCGGUGGUACCAGAGAAAAGGGUAACUAUAACACGGACAUCGACAAAACAGAUAGUAAAGAUGUUAUGGACAGAUGUCUCAAUCUAUGGCCACCAUUAAAGGGAUGUAAAGUAGUAGAGGAAUGGGUUGGGUUGAGACCUGCUAGAUCACCACUGCGACUUGAACCAGAAAUCUUAAAGACCAAAAAAGGACCAUUGAAGAUAGUACACAAUUAUGGACACGGUUCAAAUGGAAUAGCAUUGAGUUGGGGUACAGCUAUACAUGCUGCCAAAUUAGUGAAAGACAUAGUGGAUUCUAAUUCUAGGAUGUGAUGAUAGAAAUGUAAUUGAUACGCAUUUAGUAUCUGAGAAGUAUAUUCUGCAGUUAACAUAAAUAUGAACUGUACAAAAGCAAUAUUUUAAUAUGGUAUAUUAUACGGAUUUAUAUAUGGACAUACAUUGCAUUUUAUUAAAGGGGUACAUGCCUUCAGAAGAAAAAUUUGAAUUGAAGCAGGAGUAAGGAACUUAUGUAACGUUUAUUUAUUUGGAUGAUCACUCUUUAUGAAAACUAGUUUAACCUUCCUCGUAUAUCAUAAUGUUAUAAAUUGUACUUAAACCUAUAGUUUUAUAAUUUACUGGUUGUACACAAGGAAUUGUUCUAUUUGGUCUUA